Molecule: messenger RNA, 1176 nt
Organism: Trichogramma pretiosum
Lineage: Eukaryota; Metazoa; Arthropoda; Insecta; Hymenoptera; Trichogrammatidae
Product: serine/threonine-protein phosphatase 2A 56 kDa regulatory subunit delta isoform-like
Exons: 3
Source: RefSeq, a predicted model, not a curated record
CAGCAGCUUCUCGCUUGUGUAUAAGUAGUGUAUAUACCGUGCAUGCCGGGACGGUCUCCGAGUCCGUCGUCGUCGUCGUAUACACUAUAUAUACAACGUCCAAUAAUUUCGCGAGUUUCUCGAUACUCUUUCGCUCGCACUCUCAAACUCUCUCUCUUUCUUUCUCGGCGUGAGUGAGUUGACUCGUGUGUAUAUAACAACACAUACGUGACCAGUGCCCGCGCGUCUCAAGGUGUACGUGUGUGUCUGUGUUGUGACUUGUGUGUUCGUAUAAGUGUCUUAUACGCGUGUCGUCGUCCCUGUGCCUGCUGCCGCUGCUGCUGCUGCUGCUGCUGCUCAGCUCGUGGAGAGCAACAUAGUAGAGUAGUAAUAAGCUGUUACACACCGAUAUAUAAAUAUUAUAUGUAUAUUUACACGUAGUGCCGUGUAUCGUAUAGUCGUCGUCGACUUCGUCAACGUCGUCGUACUUUUUUUUCCACAAGUGCUUUUGGAUCUGUGUUAUUUUGUUUCUGUUCGUUCGUUGGCGAGAACAAGUGUUGAAAAAUUUGUUCGAUUGCACGCAGAUAUCUCUGCACAUCGCUUGGGUACAAGUAUUCGGUGUUAAAGUGCCGAAGUCCACCUGAAUGCGUGCGCGAGGCGAGAAUCUUUCGCUUCGAAAAUCGUGAGCGAGAGAGACCGACCGACAGUACUGCCAGAGAGAGGUUAGAUCAUAACUGGUUUGGUAUAUAUCGUAUUUUUAUAUAUACCCAACCCAACCUAGGAUUGUAAAGUGUGCACAAUACAUAUUAUAUGUAUUUUGACUUUAAACUUGGGCUGUGAAAACGGAUAAUAAACAGAUAAUUUAAGCAUACACGUUUUAAUAUAAAAGCGUAUACGAGGACGAGGAGUUCGAAAAAUUCGCCAAGGGGCCUUAUAACCUAUAUCAUUGUUCGCCGAUAUGGAUGGAAAUUCAAAAGAUAAAAAUAAAAAAAGCAAGAAUGGUCGUGAUACAGUUGAUGAGGCUAAAGCGGCAAGUGGCUCCCCAAAUUCCACACCACCGCCGCCGACGCUUAUAAACAAAAUCAAAUAUCAGCCUGGCGUGCCAGUAGUCAAAAAAGACAAACGACAGAGCAGCUCGAGAUUCAACGUGUCGACGCAUCGUGAGCUACAAAAACUGCCAAUUCUCAACAGUGGUGA